Esox lucius (northern pike) is the source of this 4198-nucleotide messenger RNA. RefSeq names its product oxysterol-binding protein-related protein 2. The transcript has 14 exons. The record is from RefSeq and is a predicted model, not a curated record. Gene Ontology annotation, cellular component: cytosol; membrane; intracellular membrane-bounded organelle. The coding region runs from base 383 to 1801 and encodes 472 amino acids. Gene Ontology annotation, molecular function: cholesterol binding. Lineage: Eukaryota; Metazoa; Chordata; Actinopteri; Esociformes; Esocidae.
UGAGCCCAUCCUCUGGGCCGAGCACAGAGAACACUGCAGGCCUAUGCACCAACACAAGUCCUAUUCUCUUAUCGGUCUUAUUAUUCCAAAGUUCACCAGUAAGUGUUUGAGGCGUUCCCUGAGAACAGUUAGUCUGUCAACCUAGCCUUCCUACACCCAGAUCACCACUGAGUAGAACCUCUCAGACCAGAGGCUUGGUUUGAGUAGAGAGACUAACAGGAGCAGCAGGACCAUAGGCUUUGAGCAGCUCCCUGUCUUGCAGAAGUUUUGGAGGAGGUAGACACUCUGCCAGUGAACAGUGAGGGUCCACUAGAGGGGCAAUGUUCUAGAGGCUCACCUCCCUCUCCGCUAGCACCUGGAGGUCGGGCUUUGACUCUGUACAAUGAACAACGAUGACGAGUUCUACGACGCCGUCACAGGCUUGGACUCUGAUGAGUCAUAUGAAGGCACAUCAGAAGCCAGUUUUAAAGAUGCGGUUGUGUAUGAUGGCACCCAGGGUAAUAAUGGCUCUGUGCCCCAGGAGAAUGGAAUCAGGAAGCACAGGACAACCCUACCCGCCCCAAUGUUCUCCAGAAACAACUUCAGUGUGUGGGGCAUUCUGAAGAAAUGCAUUGGACUGGAGUUGUCCAAGAUUACCAUGCCCAUCGUAUUCAACGAGCCCCUGAGCUUCCUUCAGAGGAUCACGGAGUACAUGGAGCACACUUACCUCAUUAACAAAGCCUGCUCGCUUUCCAACUCCAUAGAGCGCAUGCAGGCGGUAGCUGCUUUUGCCGUGUCUGCCGUGGCUUCACAGUGGGACAGAACUGGGAAGCCUUUCAACCCUCUACUGGGAGAGACUUAUGAGUUGAUACGAGAGGACCAGGGCUUCAGGCUGAUCUCGGAGCAGGUCAGCCACCACCCCCCCAUCAGUGCCUUCCACGCUGAGAGCCUGACCGGGGACUUUGUCUUCCACGGCUCCAUCUACCCCAAACUAAAGUUCUGGGGCAAGAGUGUGGAGGCGGAGCCCAAGGGAACCAUCACACUGGAGCUCCUCAAGCAUGGUGAGGUCUAUACAUGGACCAACCCUUUCUGCUGUGUACACAAUGUUAUCCUGGGCAAACUGUGGAUUGAACAGUACGGUACUGUGGAGAUCCUCAACCACAGUACAGGUGAUAAGUGUGUGCUGAACUUUAAGCCAUGUGGCAUGUUCGGGAAGGAGCUACACAAAGUGGAGGGCUACAUUCAAGAUAAGAGUAAAAAGAAACGCUGCGUGAUCUAUGGGAAGUGGACUGAGUGCAUGUGGAGCGUGGACCCCCAGGCGUACGAGUCCAACAGGAAGGCUGAGAAGAAGGGAGAGCUGAAGAAAUUGAAGAGUCAGGACGAUUCUGAAAGGGCAGACAACGAUGAUGCAGAUGACAUGCCUGAGGUGCAGGAGACUGUAGCAGUGAUCCCUGGCAGCACCCUCCUGUGGAGGAUAUCAUCACGACCCCAACACUCUGCUACGAUGUAUAACUUCACUAACUUUGCCAUGUCGCUGAAUGAGCUGGAGCCUGGCAUGCUGGCCACCCUGGCCCCUACAGACUGCCGCCUACGGCCCGACAUCAGAGCAAUGGAGAAUGGAGACAUGGAUGAAGCCAGUCGUGAGAAGGAGAGACUGGAAGAAAAGCAGAGGUCGGCACGGAAACAUCGUUCCAAGGAGGAAGAGGAAUGGUCCACUAGAUGGUUCCAGUCAGGCACGAACCCCUUCACCUCAUCCCAGGACUGGCUCUAUACAGGGGGCUACUUUGAUAGAAAUUACUCUGACCUGCCUGAUAUAUACUGAUUCAGGUGGCCUCCAUGGAACACCUGCUGAACGCCAUCACUCCCAGCAUCUUAAUCCCCCUGCCAGUUACCUGGCACUCCCCUGUUUUAAGCAGCACAUGGUCUCCCACUGGAACUCUGAAGUGGCUGCAGCCUGUCCUUGUGUUGUAUAGCACUUGUUAAGCCACAAUCCCCUUCCCAUGUGCUUACAAUGGUGAAAGGAUACAGUCAUCAGGGAUUUGAAUGCUCCUUUGACUAAUGAUUGGUUUGGAGGUUCUUUGGGACUUGUUGGAAGCGACACAGGUGAAAGCAGAUGUGAACAGACACUAAGCCUGGAGGAGAGGGUUUUGUUUCUUGAACAGGAGUGCCUUGUUGGUACCCCUAGCCCUAUCAGACCUGUGUUGAAUUCAUAUUUCAAAUAUUUGACAUUUUUAUUAAACUUUUCUGGCUUUAGCUUUCGGCACUACUGUGUUGGUUCCAUCGUGCUUAACAAGCUGAACAAUGUAUUCAACCCAGGUCUGUAUGUCACCUAUAUAUACAUCCAUAGGUCAAGCUGUUCAUCACUGCAUUUGUCAUGUAAUGUAACUUGUAGGUAAGAGUAAGGAUCAUGUGACCAUAUGGGCCAAUCACAUACAUGCAUCUAUCCACCAUUGCCCAGGGCUCAGCCUGUGAAUACAGCCAGUCCACUUGUAAUUCCCCCAGCACAAACUAUCCCUCUGUUACUCUACUUGCAUGACUUUUAGCUUGCAAUGAUAGCGUCCCCUAGCUCUGUGGCCAUGGCCUACAUUAUGUUCAGCUGCUCUCAUUUACCUAGAUAGAGUAUUCAAAUAAUUGUAAGAAAGUAGUAAUGACCAUUAAUAAGAUUAUGAGAAGAGUGAAAUGUCUUUCUGUGUGUGCAUGUAUGUGGUUGUCCAAGUGCGUGUAUGAAUGACUAGUGAUUUGUACAGAAUCUAAAGCCAUAUGGUUAAUUUCAACUAUGACUUGCAAGGGUAAUUUGCUGUGGACUUUUUGGCUAUGAUGAAAUGAAUGGAUAAUUGUAACUUCAAUGACUAAAUGAUAGUGAUCGCUAGAGCAUAGGGUUUAUCAUGUAAGAUAUACAGUAUGUAUUUGUAAAUAACUAAAGUCAGUGAGUCAUUAUAACGGUCUCCUUCCAGCUCAAAGUGAAUUGAUGGAAUUAUAUCCAGUCAUUGUGAUUAUCUGCUUCCCUUGUUUUAGGAACUCUAUGCAGCUUUAUACUACACACUCUCACAGCACAUCUCUGUCCCAAUGAUCAGCCAUUAUGUGGAAGUUCUUAUUUAUGAAAUGUAAUAUUUUUUAAACAGAAAUACUUGCUCAUACAAUAUGAUUGGGGUAUAUAUUUAUUUUCUUGGGAAUAAAAUGCAGUUAAUUGUCCUGCAUUAAACAUUAUAUUACAUUGAACCCUUGUAGGUUAAGCCUGCAUGCAUAAAUCAAGGUGUAAACGAAUGUGCUUCUGCUCUAGGAGCCGUUUACCAUGCAAAUGUAUAGUAUUUGUCUAGUAAGACGUCAUGUCAGGUUGACCAUUGGGAAUGCUCUCCAAUCCAAUAUGAAUCUCUAGAUGUGAAACUUAGUGGGAUUCAGAUUGGAUACCCAGCCUCCACUUCAUUCCCUUAACCACAAUGAGCCUACUCUCUUGAACUACACCACACUGUGCAUUUUAAACAUCCAAAAUCUAUGCAACCAACAAAUAGAUCAGAUUGUCUCAAUACCGUUUCAUGUACACUAGUAAUACACAGAAAUUCACUUCAGUUCUGUCACCGGCAGACAAACGGACAUUUAGAUGACUGUAUUGGCAGCUUAUUUGACUGUAGAUGAGAGCAUCUCAAGUGAUUGUGUGUAUUUGGACUGCAGGUCUCCAUAUUUGUCUCUGAGGAAGGAAUCUAAAGAUAAACUUAUAGUUUAUAGCAAUUGGAUCUGUGUGCCCCUUAUACAUGUCCUACUUAUUUAUUUUCCAUUUAGUCUGUGACGUCACCAAAUCACUUCUAUAUCUUUCAGAAAUAUAUUUGUUUUUGUAGAAUUGCUGGUGGGCACCGGAAUGUGGCAAAUAGAAACAGUGAACCCAGAAAUCUUUGGCUCAUGUCUUAGCUUCAUUUCUUUUCUUUUCUGUGGAUGUACUCGUAAAACCCUUUUCCUAAUUAUUUUUUUAAACCUGCAUUUAAUACUUAUGAUUUAGGGUUAUCAGGCAGGUCAGAGUGUGACACGUUCUUCUAACCCAUUUUCUCAACACAGUGCUUUAUUGUUGUCAAUAACAUGAAAGUGCAGCCGUGUGGGUUUCCACGGUGUGUACAGUUCCACACUACUUGUAUUCAUGCACUUCAUCAGCGUUACAUUGAAUGCUAAUUUGUUAACAUUGUUUAGCAACUAAAGACUAAUGUAUCAACAUUAAAAUAAGUAGAUUUUA